Molecule: messenger RNA, 6460 nt
Organism: Paramuricea clavata
Lineage: Eukaryota; Metazoa; Cnidaria; Anthozoa; Malacalcyonacea; Plexauridae
Source: the annotation of a GenBank genome assembly
CCUGGAAUUGACUCAUGCAUUACAUGCAACUGCAUCUCAACAUCAACCAAAAGAUAAUUUUCUUGAGGAAGCGAGAACACAUAACGUAUCAACUGAAGUCUGUUUGAAAUUAAUGAAACUCAAGUAAAGGUUACUAUAGUUUACCCCAGUCGUAAUGUUGCUAUUCCAACACCUCACGACAAGCAAUCCCCAUUGGCAUAACGGCAAAAACAUGUCUUCCUUCAAGUAAACAAUAAACAGUCUGCUCUUGUUCCAUUUGUAAUCGAAAAAAGUGAUCAAUUUUCAAAUUUUAAGCUUAUCGAGAGCCUUUGUCUAUGCCUUUGUGAUGAAUCACUGUUCCCUUGUGCCUGCACAAUGGGCUAGGUUAAUUAAUUACCGAUCGCCUCAGCUAGCCAAUGGGAAUUUAGCCGGCGGUUCGGCCGGCGAAAAUCGAAAACAUGGGGUGAUGGUUGCAGGCCCACUAUCAAGUUCCCUUGGGCCUGCACGCAGGCUAUAAAGAUCCAUAUUCUGUGUAGUGAACUAUACACAAGGUAACUCAUUGCAAACAUCCAUUGUUUAUCCCACUGCAAAGAUUUGUUAUUUAUCCCACUGCAAUUUCCUGGUAGUUACGGCAGAAACCUGGGAAUGUUCCCCUUGCAUCAUGUCCAGCAUCAUGUUUGUCCACCAUGAGUAAUUCUCCACACAAACUUUUUUCUUUUCCAAUGUAGUUGGUUCAAGUUUACGUUUUCUUUCACUGGUUAAAUUCCUUCGCUCCUUCUUUGAAAUUACAUCCAUAUUCAUUCGUCUAAUGGAAUUGAACUAUAUUUUGUCAAGUUUCUAAAUUAUGUGGUACGGUGGUACCAUAUCUGACAUAUCUGUGACCAUAUGAUGAUAAAACACCAGCAGAAAUCACCGAAUAUUACUAGUUAAUAAUUAACAAAUGAGACUAAAAGCAGUGAUAUAUUUGUUGGCCAACCCAAUAAAACAAUUUAAAUAACCAAAAUAAGUCAGAAACGUUCAAAAGGGUAAAAAACCCCAGUAAAUUAAAGCAUAUGAAACAAAGAAUCGAAUAAAAUUAAUAAAAUUUUACUGCUAUAAAUGAACUAGUUCCCAGGCAUUCUUCCUCGUCGCGGUAUUUCCCAAAACUAGUCGUGAAACAUGGCGGAUCCAUUGUCGUUGUUGCGACAAUACAAUGUUCAACGAAAAGAGAUAUUGGAGAAGGAUGAUUACAUCAGCUUUGACGAGUUUGCAUUUCUCAAGACUGCCAGGACUAACUAUAUUAUAUACAGGUAGAUCGAUGGUUUUUUUGUACUGGUACGAGGAUUGUGAAUUUAUAAUUAGCCAGCAUUUUGGGAUUGUUUACACUGAUUUUUUUGCGAUCUCUGAGUUAAAUAUGUGUGAUAGCAUGAUUUUAAGAUAUCUUGCUUUGCAUGUAUAGUGUGUUUCUUGCAAGGAGAAUUAAAUGUGAUAGUGAUUUUGUUUGUAAUUAGAGUAUAAAUAAUUGCAGCGUGAAAUUUAAAUAUUUACUGAAGUUGUUGUCUACCCAUGCAAAACAAGGGGAUAGCAAACAUAUUUAUUUAUACUGGAUAGCUCAGUUCUAAGCUGCUUUCCAUAAAGGUCCAGCAAGGACCAUUGCCUCUUGGAUCAGUUACUACAGGAGGAAACCUAAACUAAACUGACUUUAUUUAUACUGGCAUAAAAACCACUCUGAAUAAUAAUGCCAUCUGGUAAAGGAUUUUAUACUGGAUAAUUCAAUGAAUCUGAAACUGUUCUUCCCUGGGCUGCUUGGUUUGCUAACUGCAAAAUUGUGUGCAGAAGAUCUUCAGAGCAUAUGGCAAACUUCAGGCCCAUCUACAUGAUAUGACUAGUCUGACUAGUCAUAUACAAUUCUUAUCCUGGUGUAUGUACUCGAAAAAAUGUGUGUGAAGAUGUCACAUAAUUUUCAAAUUUUGCCAUAGACUGAUGAACAGGAAUAGUUGCAUCAUACAACUAGUUGUAUCGUGUAAAUAGACCUUUAGCAGUCUGUGUUCGUUCUAGAAGUGCAUACACAUGGUUUAGGCCAUAAAAUAUCCCUGUUUAUCAUCAGUAUAAUACAAAACAUAAUCCGAAGAUAAGCAUCUUGAAACCCAAGAUGCUUAUCUUCGGAUUAUGUUUUGUAUUAUAUUUUUUGAAAUUGUCGGCUGGUAUUGUUUUUUUUUUUAUCAUCAGUGGCAGCAGAAAAACUGUGUGGGUGGGCAGAUUUUUUUUAUUUUUACCAGAUCAUAUUUAGUAGGUGCACGGAAAAAAUAUGCUCAAACACGCAGCACAGUUGUAUGGUAUAAUAUUUUCAAUGCUAUUACACUUUUCCUUAAUAUUACAAUUGCCACAAAUUGCCAAGGCCCAAGCGCAAUAUCAUACACAUUGUCAAUAUGAACUUGUGUUUUCAAAAUGGCUGACCAUCGUGAAAAUCUCGUGUGGGUUCCUUGCACGGGCCGCUGGAAGUAGUGAUUUUUAAAAAAUAAUAAAUCCAUGCAGCACGAAAAAUGGAUGCGGGCGCUGAUGAUAAACUGGGAUAUUUUUUUACAUGGCCUUAGUGGUAAUACAAGAAGAAACCAGACUACUUACAUAAAUCAAACCGGAAACACUCACAUACACACAAGACAAAAUUAUAAACAGACAAGUGCAUUUUGCAGGAAUUGAACCCUGGUUCUCUAGAGGAACUGAAAGAUGCAUACACCAACCACUGUGUCACUGACACCUCACAAUGUUUAUUUGUUUGUAGAACUCAACCAAAAGAGUAUUAUACAUUGGAGUCCAUGUUGUUCUUGUUGAAAAAUGUGCAUUUGUCUCAUGCCAUCUACGUUCAACGAGCUGCAGUAAGUCCAAACAUUCACCCAUUGAAAGAAGCCUAGAUAUACAGUAAACUUACAUUCAAUUUUGAAACCAUCCUUAGACAUAAAAAAACUAGUUUCAUAUGCAGAGUACAAAGAAAAAUUAAUUGCCUCAAAACACUGUGCGUUGUCCGAGACAAAUGUUAACUCAUUGUGAAAAUAUAUUGUACACUUAAAUUGGGCAAGACUUGCUGCCAAUCCCUGUUGAUUUAAUAGCUCAAUGGGUCGAGCAGCAGUCCAGAAACCAACGAUGUGAGUUCAAAUCCCACUCAGGACAACAAUUUUUUUGUUGUGUUCUGCAGUGUCAGAAUGAAUAUCAAAUUAAACUUGCGUUCAUCUAGUAUGGUAAUUUUUAUUUUUUUAGGCUUCAAAAAUUCCUGUUGUUAGAUUGCCAGAUAAAAAGGUUAUUAUCAAUGAUACUUCAGUUUAUCUUAUUGUAUACUUUAUCUCACUUAACAAAAACCCACCAAUUUCAUUUCCACAAUACUUUAGGCCCUUCUCAGCUAUUUGAAUGGUGAAACAGGUAAAAUUAAAACUUUUAUCAAAAAAUAAUCUUGAAGUAUGGUUUCCAUUUUGCUAAACAAUUAAAUUAUUUUAUAGAAACAUCAACAAGCAUCGACAAAAGUGUUCCCCUUGAGCUACCCACACAAAGACCGUCGGCAAGACAUCAGAAUUGUUAGUAAAAUAUUUUAAAACAUUAAACAUGAGUAAGACUGUUUCCUGACGUCUUUCGUUGAUGUUUUUUGAACAGUAAAAAGACCAGGCGAGGAUGGGGCAUCAGGAGAAUUCAAAAGACCUAAAGUUGAGGUGAACUGACUUGAAUUAUUAAACUUAUUUGGUUACCACUCUAAAAAUUACUUACUUACUUGCAGCCUAAUUAUUUGUUAGCAAGACUCAUGGACUGAUUAGCCAAUAGACUUGUAGAUAGAGUGUCUAAUGCUAGACAAUAUUAAUCAAACUGAGUGUGAUUGCAAAGUAGGGCACAAAAUUUGAACACUUUCAAAAUUUUAACUCAUUAAGUGCCAGCACUGUCCCCUUGAUGAGUAAAAUCGUCUGGCAUUAGACAGAGUAAAAUAAUCUGGCGUUAGACAGAGUAAAAUAAUAAAGUAUGGCGCAUCAGGGCGCAAUGUAACUCAUUAUGGGCUAAACAUGAUUGAUUAGCUAUUUUAUGAUCUUUUUAGGAAGAACAAGUCAGGCGAGAUAAGGUAAUGUGUUGGACAACAAUCGGAUCACAGACAGACAUAAUAAUCUACUUAUAGCUUUCUACAAAUCUCUGUUCGACUGUCAUGUCGAGUAACUCACCAGUAAUGUAUUUGUAAUAUAGGAAAGACUGGAAGCUCGUCUCGAAGGCCACAAGGAGGGAACCGUGACCACAGAACAGAUUCGGUAUAAAAGUUUAACAUAUACCUGUACCUUAUUUUGAAACAUGUCGUGUUAUAUGAAAUGUAUUUUCGUAUUUUUAAAAUGCGUUAUUUAGUUCUUUGAGUGACACUAUGUCUGCAGAAAAGAUUGCAGCUAUCAAGGCAAAGCGUUUGGCGAAGAAACGAACAACGAUUAAAGUUGACGAUGAACUCGAUGCUGGUGUUCUCGUAAGUCAAGUGACUCGCAGAUUUUUCUCAUUUCUAGACAUUCCAACUCUUCGAUUUCAUAGGCGGCGGAAAGAGAGGGGCCCCCUAUACGCCCCAAAAAUAAAAGUGCUCCCCUCCAAAAAAAGAACAACGAUCAGAGUAAAACUUCAGAGUGAAAUUUCUACUUAAAAAUUAAACUAUUGUUUUAUAUUUGUUUUUCUCCAUUAGGAAAGACGUGUGUUCGUUGAUGCUGAAGUGGACGUUACACGAGACAUUGUUAGUCGUGAAAGACUGCUUCGCACCAGAUCAAGUGUCUUGCAAAGUUCUGGCAAAGUAUGGAAUGGGUUAUAGUAUUACCAUUUUCUCUCAAGCCCUGGACAAAUAAGAACAAGAGUGGCAUGAGAGUUGAUUAAGUCUUUUUUUUACAGUUGUUGUUUGUUUUUAGUAUUUCCUGAAGAACAUCUUAGCAAUCCUUCAAUCGGUGAAGGCUCACGAAGAUGGCUCGGCAGCAAAACAACCACAAAAACCAGCCCCUGUUGCAGUACGUCUUUCUUAUCUGAGCACUGUAUUCUUAUUUGAUUUAUCCGUAAUGUGAUUUAUCUUUCAUUGGUUGGCUAAAUUUUCUCAACUUUAAUAUCAUCCAGGAGGUGCCCAAGAAGAAAGCGGCAAUGCCUGUGUCAUACAACAGAUAUGAUCAGGAAAGAUUCAAUCGAAAAGAAGGUAAGAAUUUAGCCUGUAUGUCAGACGAUUUCUUCUUCCACAGAUGCCAACAAAGGAAGUGUAAGAGACCUUUCAGAAUGAUACUAUUCAUGAUUUUACUUGUCAGGGGCAGAGUGUUGGCAAUCAGCGGGUUAAUUCAAAGUAUUCUCACAUUAUAGAAACGGAAGGAUUUAACAUCGAUACAAUGGGAACAUAUCAUGGCUUGAGUUUGGAUCGCGUAAAGGUAAGAUCUCCGUACCCAAGAGGUAUAACCAACGGUUUACCGUAUAUGCAUUAUACGAUGUUAUGUGUGAUAAUCAUAUUCCCAUGACAAAAUAACUCAGUUGAGGGGCUUUCUUGCAGGAAGGUGUACAUAAAACAGAGCAAAAACGAUCGUCGCAUUCGUCCAACCAACAAAGACCUUCAAAAUCUCAUUCUUCGGGUAAUUUCUUGUGUAUUAACUAUUAUACUGUGUAUACAGCGCUUGGAUUUGGGUAGCUUUAAUACUGUAAUCAGGGUUCGAUUUAGCGACUCGCUAUUCGCAAUUUGCGAAUGUAAAUUCGCUUUUUGCGAACGCAAAAUCAUCCAUUUUGCGAAUGACGUUUCGAAAAAACAGGUUGAUGUUCACAAUCACUUCGAAUGUAUUUUACUAUAAUGAAAGAUAUAGAGUAUUUUGCUGACUAUUAUUGCAAUUUUGUACUAAAAAGAUGUGUGAAAUUAAGAAUAUGGCUACAAUUUCUUCAGAAAAUUUACGAAAUUCGCUAGGAAACGACCGCCAUUUUGGUUUUUGCAAGCAGUGUUUCCACUUUUUAAAACUAAAAUUUCCUCAAAUUUUCCAAAAGGAAAUUUGCGGAUCGAUGUUUCCUGUCUGAGCCACAGGAUAUCGAACGACAGAAAUUAACAUUACAAUAAAGUUAACAAUUAUUUGAAUUUUCUUAACCAACCACAAAUAACUGUGUGCACAUCAACUGUAGUUUUACACAUUUGAAAUAGUAAUUAACAUAUAAUUUUGAUGAAAUAAAGAAGAGUGUAAUCAUUACGAGAAAUCCCCCCAGAAAUGUACACUAUCUCUUUAUGACUCACUCGUUUUGAAUUUUUGUUACUCACAUGUUCACGACGCUUGCCUUGGUCGGACCUCUACUCGAGGUCUUAAAAUAAUUGAGGAGAAAGUGCUACCUUUACUUUGACAUCAGUAAAUGGUUAGGUACCUCGGAUCUCUUAUCAAUUGAGCAAUAGCCUGUUGGGAAAUCCGCUCACCAAUGAGUGAGAAAACUCAAUAAACUCAAACUAAACUUAUAUUUAUAGUUCAACAGAAACCUGCUCCACAGAUACCACAAAAGAGAG